AUGAAGCACACUACCUUUUGCCUCCUCGCAUAUCACGCGAUAUGCGCCCUGUCUCUACCUGCAUCAAGCGCUCAAGAUGAGUGUGGAGAGCUCGGCGUCAUGGACUGGACCAACGUGGAAAUCCCAGAUGCCGUCAACCGCACCAACCUCCGAACAUGCAAGGAACAUCCAGCCACUCUGACCAGCCCCAAGGAGAGGGACAAUACCUUGCAGGAACGACGAUGCAUUCCACCCAAAAAGAAGCAGAAGUGGGGAUGUGAUCAGAAGACUGGAUACUGCUGGAUGAAUUGUGGCAAAGUGAAAAAGGGCGAGUGGUGCUGGGAGGCCUUUGAUUAUGGGACUGGAGCUUGGUCGAAUUGCAAGACGGAUCUUGAUUGCUUUAGGAAUACGGAAAAGGGGGCGCGGUGCUCGACUGGUGACUGCGAGAGCUGUGGAUGUGGCUGUUGA
This is a messenger RNA of Fusarium vanettenii 77-13-4, 447 nucleotides long. RefSeq lists its product as uncharacterized. The record is from RefSeq and is a predicted model, not a curated record. The coding region runs from base 1 to 447 and encodes 148 amino acids. The transcript has a single exon. NCBI's taxonomy places the organism in Eukaryota, Fungi, Ascomycota, Sordariomycetes, Hypocreales, Nectriaceae.